Molecule: messenger RNA, 2415 nt
Organism: Chironomus riparius
Lineage: Eukaryota; Metazoa; Arthropoda; Insecta; Diptera; Chironomidae
Source: the annotation of a GenBank genome assembly
AUGGCAGUCAAGGAGAUGCUAAUUGUAUUUGUAUAUGAUCUAGAAUACUGCCAAAAUGAACAGGAUGAUCCAUUGAAAGCGAUUAAGUACUUCCAUCCAUCUUGGGUUUCUGAGCAGCAAAAAAUGGCAUUAUGUGGACAACUCGUUGGAAUGCUGAAUUUCUGUUCAGAUUUUGAGGAAGUGAAUUGUAUAAGCUUGCAGAAUGGCAAGUUUAGAAUUGAGCAAUUUGGACGAUUCAUAUUGGCACUUGGAACAGACCGAAAUAUUCAGGAAUCAUUGCUUAAUCAUCGAGCUGAAUUAAUGACGAAAAUUCUAAGACUAUACCAUAAUGAUAUCAAUGAUAUUUUUGAACAUUUUAGUGAUCCAAAGAAUUUCUCAGACAAACUUUAUCAUAUAUUUGAAACUUACUUACCCGUACUUCAAUAUAAUAGUAAUCUAUUACAAAAUAUAUAUAAACUGUACUUGCCAAAAAGUACGAGCAAUUUGUUCCUUGAUGCAACUCAGAUACUGGAAAAUGCAGCAUGCAAACCAAAUAUCUUAGGUGGAUGUAUUUUAUAUAAUAACAAAGUAAUAUCCACUCAAUUGUCUAUUGAUCUCACAAAGAUUCUCGUUGCAACAGAUCCAGUCAGAAUUAAAACUACAGCUGAAGUCGCUAAAAAUAUCGAUUUUCACAUUCCUUUCGGUUCUCAAAUCAUUAAAGUUUACAUUUCUGUUAAUGAAUAUCAUAGAUUGCAGCAAAAGAAGAAUAAAAUGAGUGAAGCUACAUCAUUAGGCGUUCAAAACACUUUGCCAUUGCCAUUCUCGAUUAAAAAGAAAAACAAAGAAUCAUCAACAUUAAUGAAACGAGAUAAAUCGUUAAUCUUUUCAAACAUUCCAGAAGAAGAAGUCUUAAUUGAGAUCCCAUCACCAGUUGAAAAGAUUCGAACAAAUAGACCGAAUCAUUUACCAUUAAAGUUUAAAACAAUUCCACCAGAAUCAGGCAUAGCAUCGAUUGUUUCAUUUGAUGAGUCAGACUCAUAUCCAGACUUUAUUGGAAAAGCAAGCAUUGCAAGUACUCCGAUGACUGAGAAUAAGAUUCUUGCUGGACCAAUUCAGUCAAUAUUUGCUAAAUCAAUAGAAACUACUCAAGCAGCUUUAUUCGGUGAGGUUAAUGCGAGUGAAAUUAAGCCACUCGUUAAAGAAAAGUCAAGAGAAAUACCAAAAGAAUGGGAAAAUGUUUACAUAGCUUUUGCACACAAUCCAUUUAAGAGUCAGCUACAGUGGAAGAAGAAGUCAUGGGAUGAUUUAAGAAUUAAUGAUGAUGAAAAUAGUAGUUCAUAUAAAGUCUAUGAUACAAUAACAGAUCCAAUUUAUCCAAUAUUUAGUGAUAAAAAGAUGCCAAUGUCAAAGACUCUUUUUGAUGAUUUUCAAUCUUUACAUAAUCCGAAUGUCAACGAACUCAAGCCACUUCCAAUUGAAGAGAAAAAUUUAAUGAAAUUAAAGAGCUUACCACAAAAGAUUUUCGAAGCUGAUCCAAUGAUUAUGAAAAGAUCGGAUAUUAAAAACAGUCCAAAUAGGAUUAUGCGGAAUCAAAAGAAGAAAUUAUUAAAAUUGCCAAUUAAGUCAUGUUCAUUAGAUCUCUCCGAUCCCGGAAAGCCGUCAACAAGUAAAGCAGCAGCAGCAGAAAACACAUCAAUUUUCGAUUCGCCAUCCACAAAGACAAAGAAGAACAUGGGUGGUUUACAACUUACACCAUUAAUGUCAAAAUUAACACUCUUGGCCAUGAGUGAAAAUGAAAAUUUCUCCAGUGGAUUUUCGAGCUUUGAUUUACCAACUCCAACUUAUUAUGAUACACCAACCGAUAACACAAAUCGUACUUUAUUUAAUCGUUUGUCUAAAGUUGAUGAAGAGAAACAUGAAGAUAAUACAGUUGAUGAUGUUAAUGAACAGUCAAAUGAAAUGAAACGUGUGGAUUUGUUGGUAAUCGGACAUCAAAAUAUGACAUUAAUGGUGAUUGCUGAUGAGAAUUUGUGUGAUGAGUUAAUGGUUCAGCAAAUGUUUGAAGUUUGCCUCAAUCGAUUAACUCGUUUGGAGUCAAAAUUGAAUGAAGUUAUUAACGUGACUGUGGAUUUAAAGGCAAGUGAAUAUUCAUUCAUGACAUUUGAUCAUACUUGGAAUGUCUUACAACGCAGCGGAACGUAUGAUCAACAAACUGCAAUAUUAAUACAUGACAACUUUACAGCAAAUAAAAAUAUCUCUGACGUUAUUGUCAGAACUAAUGAUUCAUUAAUAUAUGGUCACAAUUCCGGUGGUCUUGAAGUGUUUUAUCAACAUCCAGCUAAACAACAAAGUGGCUUUUUAGCACCUUCAGAAUUCACCAUAAUUUCUCAAGCCAAGAGAAAGUUGGAACGCGAUCAAUCUAUUGUUCUUUUCUAA